AGUGCACCAUGGGAGACCGUUUUCAAUAUGGCCAUCGGAAGGUCCUCGAACGUCCAGACGUAGAGGGUUUUUUCGCCGUUUUGCCUGAUUCAUACCGCCAAAUACGAUAUAUUGCAAUAUAUGCCGAUCUUUUGACAUAAACAUGGCGUUUAAUAAUCGCUUUCCGGCCUCGAAUGCGAACCCAAACAGUUAUCAGAAUCCGCACGGUGAGUCAUCAUUUGGUUCUCAACAAGGCCCUUAUCCACAUGGGGCCCAAUCAGGCAUGCAAGGUGUGGGCCAAGGAAGGUAUAGCUACAUGCAACCCAACCAGCAAACGACCCAGAGAUUCCAAGAGGGUUUCCCCCAAGGGGGUUUUCCCCAGGGCUAUCAAGUUGUCCAUCAGCAAAACCCUCAAGUACAGCAGUCCUAUCAGCAACAGCAGCAAAGAAUGCUACAAGAACAGCAAAAGCUCGCUGAAGCCAAUCAGAAAAAGCAGGCAGAAGCUCGAAAAAAGCAAGAAUUUGAAGCUCAGCAGAGAAAGCUACAGGCCUUUAGUCGAUCUAGUGGAAAGAAACAAGUGCCAGGAGAUCUCGCUCAUCUGAUUGGUCCUCUAGCUCAGAAAGGAGGGCCUGGCUCGUCAAGUGUUGCUAAGCAACUGUCAUCAGAGGCUAGUGUCUUUUCUCGACCUGGGGUGUCAUCUUUCAACAAAAACCAAUCAAAGCAGGCACAGGCAACCCACCUAUAUGGUGCAGCAGGCCAGGCAGCACAGCCAUGCCAGGUGCCCCAGCAACAGUCACACCCAUAUUCCUCUAUGCUGCAAAUGCAUCCAUAUGGUAUGCCGAUCCAGGCCAGUCAGCAGACAAUCCCUUUAUCUGGUGAUAAUUUUGGUAACUUCAAGCAAGUGAAUCUUCCAGCUAACGAUGGUUUCAGUGAUUUUCAGGAAGCCACACCUUCAAUGUCUGCAUCUCAGGGAACAUGGUCUAUGACGCCCCAAACCCAACCCUCUAUGUGGCAAAGAACAUCUGCAAGCAACACAGCCACUGUGAGCAGUACACUAUUUCAACAACAGACUGGCGGAUCUGGACAUACCAGUGCCUGGCCUUACGCCCAUCCAGGCUCAGGCAAUGCCAGUGAACCAACUCCCCAACAAGAGAACAACAGACCAGGAAACUUUAGUAGCUGGCCUAACCCCUCCAAAACACCAGCCCUCCCUGGAAUAGCUCCAUCAGAUGCACUGAAAGGGACUGUUGGGCCUGGAAAUGUUGGUACCUGGUCUGGAGUACCAUCACAAUCUGGCCCCCAAUUUAUGGGCAUGCCAGCGGGCCAUCAAGCAGGGGAACAGAGACUAAGGGCAGACAGUAUGUCGAGUGUAUCGUCCACGUCAAGUUUGGGUGGAGCAGCAGGAAUUAUGCCAGGAAUUCCUGGACAAAUGGCAUAUCCAGGAACAAGCCAAGGGAUGAUGCCUAGCGGAGGUCCCCAGACAGUCCCUGAAGAGCCUGCCGAACCCAGAGAGCUCACACCAAAGGACAUCUACGGUGUCAACCCUCCCCACUGGUGCACAGAGAGUACCAACCUGCCGUGCAUAUACUCAGAAGUUGCAGAGAAGGCCACUGCGGAUGGCUCCCUGGACACAAAUAGGCUGUACCCAAUCCUACUGGCCUCAGGUUUGCCCAAGGAUGUGCUUGGUAAGAUCUGGAUGCAGGUGAACCGGGAGUCGCCAGGGCAACUGAGCCUACUGGAGCUUAAGAUGAUGCUGGGAUUGAUUGCUUUGGGGCAGACUGGUAUUAAACAUGAGAGACUGACCCUAGAGAAACUGGCCACAUGCCAGACCGCACCCAUCCCUUCUUUUCCUGAAGAUGCUCUAAAGGACAAAGACAGCGGCUGGAGCUUCAGUGAUGGGAACCAACAAAAUGCCCCUAAAGAACCCUCACAAGAGCAGACGUCGCAACUUCCAUCUGACCCAAGUGACAAAUACAGUGUCUUCAAAACAGCCGGAGACAGACAAAUGGAAUCCAACGAAAAUUUUAAAGAUUGGUCUCACAUGGUUCGAUUAGGCUCCCAGGCCGUGCAGAAUAUGGUUCCUGGUUUCCAUGGCAAUAUGCCCCCUGGUAUCCCUAGCGUUAUACAAAGUAAUAAUGCCCCUGGUUUUCAAGGCAACAUGCCUGGUUUGACUCCUACUGGUCUCAAUGGCAACAUGUCUAGCAUAACUUCUGGUAGUAUAAAUGCAACAGAUGAUGAUGACUUUGGAGACUUCCAAAGUGACAACAAUUCAGAGUUCAGUGACUUCCAGGGAAGUGGUUCAAGAGUUGAUGCAGACUUUGGAGUACCAAAUAGUGCCCUACCCAGUGGUUUUGUUACAACUUCUUCAUUUCCAUCAUCAAACAUGGUGACAACAAUAAGCAAGGGCGCGUCAGGGCUUUCAGCUGGCCCAGGCGUGAGCAGCACUUCAGCACCAUCAAAUAACCAUGACCAGCCUAUACCCGCCAUCCCUAGCCUAAUGAGCUCCACCCUGACAUCUUCAAUUUCCACUACAAGCACAGGCAUGCCCCCAGCAUCAUUAUCAACCCCUACCCCAUUUUUUACACAUCCAGGGUUCUCCACCAAACCAGUGACCACUUCGCCAACAAGCUUAUCAGAUCAGCUAAAGUUAUUUGCAAGUUCUUCCACAUCCUCUGUUUCAACUUCUGCCUCAUCUAAACCUGCAGCAUUACCUUCAUCAGCAGCAUCAAAUGAUGAUGACUUUGCUGACUUUAUGGAGGCAGAGCCUGUGAAGUCUUCUGUCAGUAGCAUUACAACUGAGUCUUUUGCAAAGACAGGUUUAAACGAAGUCUCAAAUGAGGCAAAGGUGAGUGGCGUAACAGCUUUUCCAAGAAUCAAAAUGCCUUAUCUUAGCGCUGGGAGUGAUCAAGAAAGCUCAAAUGAAGCUAAUAAGGUUCAGAAACAGCCAGGGCCUGUUGGACCAGCUACAGACAAGUCUAAAGACAAAUAUGACUUUUUAAGAGACUUGGAUUCUGGCUUGUCAGUAUUCUCUUUGCCUCAAGCAAGUCAGAAGAGUCAUGAUAGUAUGGGUGAGUUUGAAACAUCUCAGCCUGCUGACAGCAAGGUUGGUGAUGCUGAUGAUUUUGGAAAUUUCAUUGGGGAUAAUGGAAAUAGAGAUGGCAAGGACUUCAAUGCUUUUUCCUUAUCAGAAGCAACUGGUGCAAAUAAGCCUCAUCCUGCGAACUCUAACAAUGAUGAUUUCGGAGACUUUGGUGGUUUUCUUACAGCUGAAACAAAGGCUGACAUGGUUACAAAAACUGAUAGUUCUAACAAUGAUUUUGGUGACUUUAGUAGUCUUCAAAUGUCAGGAGUAGGUACCAGCGUUGACAAAGAUAAGAUUCAUCAUGCAACCAGUUCUGCUAAGCCUGCAGCAUUUUUCGAGGCUUCUACAUUUAUGGGCUCAACAUUAACAGCUCCAGACACUAAGCCCAACAUACACAAUUUUGCUGCCAGUGGCCAUUCAAGUAAGGAUCAGUUUGCUAACUUUGAAACUGCACAGUCAACCUCCUUUGGUGAACUGAACAAGUUUGAGCUUCAUCCUUCAGCACGUGAGGAUUUGACCCCAGCUCAAGAUGACUUUGGGGACUUUUCCCAUUUUAAUGCAGCCCCCAGUUCAGAUACUAACAGCGAAUUUGGUCAAUUUGAUAACUUUAAACCUUCAAAUACACCUAGCGAUUCUUCCCUUGCAAAUACAGAGCAAUCUAAACCUCAAAGUACUGAGGAUUUUAGUGGUUUUAUGACUUCAUCAAGUCAAGAAGAUUUUUCAGCUUCAAGUAGAUCCGAAGUCCCUGAGGGCGGUACUGAGAUGACACAGAGAUCCCUAGGUCUCCAUGGCAACAGCCAUGAUGCCGAGCAUAACAUGAUCAGUGCUGUCCCGCUAGACUCGGCCGAGAGAUACAAGGUGUUUUCCACUGAAUCUGAGGAGGUGGAUAAGCAUGCCCACAUGUGGGGACGAUGCCUUAAUAGCUGUCUACUGACCCUUGGCACGGGAGCUCUGGCGGUACAACGCAUGCAAGACCCCACCAUCAGACAAGAGAUUCUACAGUCCAAGCAAGGCAUAGACUAUUUCACAGCUGUUGUAGAAGUUUAUACUGUGACCCAAAGACUGAAAGCGACAAUCAACCAAGCAGCAAGUAACAAUUUGAAGCUUCAGGACAUCCUGGAGGAGAUUGAUCGUACUUGGAAAAGCAUUGCAAAUUUCCUCUCAGGAUCAAGCAUUGAUACCAGUGUGGUUGAUUUUUCUACCCAUCGCCUGACUUGUGAGGAAGAUAAGCUGUUGGCCUGUGGUGUGUGCCUGUUAAAUGUUACCAAAGCAGCUGACGAAAACAAGACUACCAACGGUAGCAAGCAAAGCAGCACACCUAGAGCUCUCAUAAACUAUGGGGCUCGCCAGUAUCAUGCCACUUGUGCUAAUUUCUGGUGCAAUCGUGUGGAUUCUAUCCUCCCUUCUCUAUUCCCAGUUUAUAGUCUCAUAUAAUCACAUUUUCCUUGUGGGUCACCUAGUGUGCUGCCCUGACCUAUCUUACUACUUUGUCCCAGGGUUACUGGAAUGAUUUUCCAAGCUCCAUCCUAAAGUUUUCUUAAAUGACUUGUUUUUUUCUCUGUGCUUCUGAAUAAGGGCACUAGAG
Messenger RNA from Nematostella vectensis (starlet sea anemone), 4646 nucleotides. RefSeq names its product synergin gamma. The record is from RefSeq and is a predicted model, not a curated record. The coding region runs from base 143 to 4495 and encodes 1450 amino acids. Gene Ontology annotation, molecular function: protein binding. The transcript has 12 exons. Lineage: Eukaryota; Metazoa; Cnidaria; Anthozoa; Actiniaria; Edwardsiidae. Gene Ontology annotation, cellular component: clathrin coat of trans-Golgi network vesicle.